AUGUCGCCUAGCGGGACGGCUCAGGAUGAUGCUGUCCAGAAGCAUCGGGCGUGCGAUGAAUGCCGAAUUCGGAAGCUUGCAUGUACCAAAGAACAAGAUGGCUGCUCCCGAUGUCGAAGAGAGAAUAUUCCGUGCCACUACUCCCCACAAAAGCCCAUGGGAAGGCCACGGAAACGCCCGCGAGAAGAGCCCGGCGAGAAACCUCUUGCCGCCGCUCCGCCAGCAAAGACGGCUAUGACAGAACAGCCGCCAGACACAGAGGACCCGGGCAUGGAAUUCAUCAACACGUUGUUGGAGGUCGACUUUGGCCUCGACUUGAACCAGUCAUUUCAGCCAACGGAAGAAGCACCGACGACAACAGACGUUCCCACUCAGCUCUGGGAUUACACCAACUUCGGCGAAGUCAAUUUCGAUUCCCAGCCCGCCGAAAACGCACCGAUAUUUACCCCAGUCAACAUUGACCCGGCCCUGUUCAUCGCACCAGCAGCGUCUACUUCGCCUUCAAUGGACCAGGUCCCCGCACUAUCCCCCGCAAACUCGAACACGAGCGGCUCGCCCGAGAGCGCGAGCCCUGCCGUGAUGAGCUCCUCCUUGCUAGAAUGUGACUGCAUGGCUAGACUGUAUUCGGCUUUAAACUGGAUGCAGAAACUACCGGACGAGGUCGAGCCCGCAAUCCGUCUCGCUCGCCUAGCUGCGAAGACGGCAUACGAAGUUGUCAAUUGUAAUAAGUGCGGCUCGCAGCUCUUGCCCACGAUGCAACACAAGGUCGGCUCGCCUUACAUGAUGAUGAUCUUCCAGAACAUGAUGCUCCUAGGCACGCUGAUUCCGAGUAUCGUGCACGCAUACGCGCGGAUGUUGAACAUCGUCGACGAGGAAACGAAUCGCGCCAUCGCCGAGCGACGGAAGAUGACGUUCAAAUUGAACGGAUUGGGAGGUAUAUGGGGCCACUUCGACAACAUUGACGACGAGAAAUGCGGCGCCAAGCGCAAUUUCGCGUACAGGGAGAUGGAGCCCGCCAUGUGGCGUCUGACGGUGCGCGCGCUGCUGAAGAUUGAUGUCUACGGCAUGUCGGGCCGCUGUACUGCUGCCGGAGAGAUGCCUUUAGCUGCCGACCCGUUCCAUCUCGGACUCAAGGACAUUGUCACGCUCAUGGAGGACAAGGCUAAGGCACGACAUGCGCUCAUGGAUACCAUGGUUCUUGCGGGUGUGUGGGAGAAACCGAAUUGCUUCGUGGGGGCUGCGAAUCCUGGAGAGCCGCCGACAUGUCAGCGUAUCAUAUCUAUUGCGAGAUCAUCGGUCGAACGGCUGUGUAUUGCGUGA
Molecule: messenger RNA, 1320 nt
Organism: Xylaria bambusicola
Lineage: Eukaryota; Fungi; Ascomycota; Sordariomycetes; Xylariales; Xylariaceae
Exons: 3
Coding region: 1-1320 (439 amino acids)
Biological process (GO): regulation of DNA-templated transcription
Molecular function (GO): DNA-binding transcription factor activity, RNA polymerase II-specific; zinc ion binding
Source: RefSeq, a predicted model, not a curated record